Messenger RNA from Psylliodes chrysocephalus, 627 nucleotides. The record is from the annotation of a GenBank genome assembly. NCBI's taxonomy places the organism in Eukaryota, Metazoa, Arthropoda, Insecta, Coleoptera, Chrysomelidae.
AUGGAAGCAGUAGACGCCAUCGACCAGGAUCUAGAGACUUAUAAUUUUUUGCGUAAAAGUUAUACUUGGUCUACAAAAGUUGGAUUUCAGGCUCUGCAACAAAUGCUUCUCAACUCAAAAGUUAUCUAUUCCAACGCCCAUGCGAAGAAAAUUUCAAUGUAUGAAUACAUGAAGAUAUGUUGCCAUGAAGUUCUGAUGAAAUACAACGAGGGAUACGUAAAACUUCAAACUCCACCGCAGUCCCCAGCAAGAGAUCCCCAUGUAAUAGCCGAUUUUCCAAAAAUAUGUGAUAAAAUGUUGAAAUGCGGUCAACCAUAUUCUCCACAUGUAUGCGAGAACCUCUGUCAUAAAAGACCAUGUCCCCCGUGUCUUAAAACUACUGUGGUUACAUGCAGAUGUCGUCACAUGGACAAAGAAUUACCAUGUCAAGAACUCACUACAAAAGCUGAUGUUGCCAGAUACGAGAAGAAAUGUACAAAAAAAAGCACAAGAACGUUCUUAGAAGUUGCCGAUGAAUUUCUUAACAUCCAAAUGGCCCAAUUGAAAGAGAAAAUGGGAAGCUUCUCAACCAGUUCGACCAUUGAUUUAACUGAUAUAUUGAAUGUUAAAAAAAAACUUCAGUUUUAA